CGUGUCUAACAGCUUCCACAGCGAUCUCACCAGCGGUAUAAUCUGGUCGACAUGAUGAGGAUGGUUCCUGUGGCCUCAGCGCUCCUGACAGCGAUAGUGGUCGUUACUGUGGUUUUCUUCAACCGUCCAGUUGUGCGAGACGACCACAGGAAUAGAAAAGACAACUAUUCUGCUCUCCAGAAACAAAUGGAGGAGCUUCAGGUGGGUCACCAGAGGGCGACUGUGCUGCUCAACAAGCUCCUGUGUCAGGCAAACCAGGUGCUGCCAUCAGGCGGUUUCUGUCUUGAUAACAACAAAUUAGUGGUUGGUGGUAACCACAUGUGGAGUGGCCAGCUGUGCGCGGGCUUGGAGCAGCUCUUCGGCAACACCACCGUGGCCGACCUCGGGGCGGGCCUGGGCAACUACGGAAGGUGCUUCCUCCGCAGGUCAGAGGGCAUACUGAACCACCCCAACAAGGUGGAGAUUGAAAAUAUCAACAAAGAUUACAAGACUUUAAUGACGCAUGCAGGACUCUCCGGUACCCCACAAGUCAUCAAAUCAUGGAACGGAUGGGAUGGAGCGGCGAACAUCGAUGAGUUCACCAACGGGAGGAUAGCGUCAGCGGACCUCUCCAACCCCGCGACCCUCGGGGGUCCCUUCGACUGGGUGAUGAGCCUGGAGGUGGGAGAACACAUCCCAGAGUCCGGCGAGAAGAACUUCCUGGACAACCUGGUCAAGCACGCCUGCGUGGGAGUGGUGUUGUCGUGGGCGGUGCCGGGGCAAGGGGGACACUCCCACGUCAACUGCCGCUCCAACGACUACGUCAGGAAGGAGAUGGCCGCCCGGGGACUGGAGUCGGAUAAGCUCGCAGAGGUGAAGCUGCGGAAAAACGUCGACCAUCUCACCUACCUCAAGAACACCCUCAUGGUCUUCAGGUACCCCAAGAAGAGAUGCUGAGGCCCGUUCCAUCUCCUCCAACUCCUUCGAAUCUAAUAUAUUUGUAUGCGAAAAUAAGUGCCUAAACACCUGGCUUAUCAACUCUGCUGAACUUCCAAGGGUGAAAAGAUCU
Messenger RNA from Procambarus clarkii (red swamp crayfish), 1048 nucleotides. RefSeq lists its product as uncharacterized. The record is from RefSeq and is a predicted model, not a curated record. Lineage: Eukaryota; Metazoa; Arthropoda; Malacostraca; Decapoda; Cambaridae.